Molecule: messenger RNA, 1820 nt
Organism: Puccinia graminis f. sp. tritici CRL 75-36-700-3
Lineage: Eukaryota; Fungi; Basidiomycota; Pucciniomycetes; Pucciniales; Pucciniaceae
Product: CMGC/MAPK protein kinase
Exons: 12
Coding region: 1-1482 (493 amino acids)
Biological process (GO): intracellular signal transduction; protein phosphorylation
Cellular component (GO): cytoplasm; nucleus
Molecular function (GO): ATP binding; MAP kinase activity
Source: RefSeq, a predicted model, not a curated record
AUGGUGGGCCCAUCGACUGUUCCCAGGAGACAUGCUUUCCCCGUCUUGAACGACCAAUUCUUCGUCGACGAAGAUUAUGAAUUCGUCAAAGAAUUGGGCCAAGGUGCUUACGGUAUUGUCUGCUCGGCAAAGAAUACAAAAACUGGGAAAAGUGUGGCAAUCAAAAAAGUGACUAAGAUUUUCACUAAAAAGAUCUUGACUAAACGGGCUUUAAGAGAACUCAAGUUAUUACAUCAUUUCCGAGGCCACAAGAAUAUCACGUGUCUGUACGACAUGGAUAUCGUCAACUUUGAUUCGUUCAACGAAGUCUAUCUAUAUGAAGAAUUGAUGGAAGCCGAUUUACAUGCAAUUAUUCGAUCGGGCCAACCAUUGACAGAUGCCCAUUUCCAAUCGUUCAUCUACCAAACGCUAUGUGGCCUAAAAUAUAUCCAUUCGGCCUCAGUUCUACAUCGAGAUUUAAAGCCAGGAAACCUACUAGUGAAUGCGGAUUGUGAAUUGAAGAUCUGUGAUUUCGGCUUAGCCCGAGGCUUCGAGACCGACCCGGCUUUGGCACAAGCCACCAACCAAGGAUUCAUGACCGAAUAUGUGGCCACGCGAUGGUAUCGAGCUCCUGAAAUCAUGCUCAGUUUCCAAAACUAUACUACUGCCAUCGAUAUGUGGUCUGUUGGUUGUAUCUUGGCAGAAUUGUUGGGCGGAAGACCGAUCUUCAAGGGGAGAGAUUAUGUGGAUCAACUGAACCAGAUUCUCAACUAUCUGGGUACCCCGUCAGAAACGACCCUUCGAAGGGUAGGAUCACCCCGAGCCCAAGAUUAUAUCCGAUCAUUACCCUAUAAACAGGGAGUAUCAUUUGCAGAGCUCUAUCCGGGGGCGAACCCCGAAGGCCUAGACCUCUUAAGCAAGCUGUUAGCCUUCGACCCAUCGGAGCGGAUCACCUGUAACCAAGCGCUCCGUCAUCCGUAUCUGAAAGUCUGGCAUGAUCCGGAGGACGAGAUCGAUAUCAAGGAGAAGUUCGACUUCAGCUUCGAGUCCGAGGAUUCGACCGAAGGCAUGAAACAGUUGAUCAUCAAUGAGGUCGUCAGUUUCCGCCAAUCCGUCAGACCUAACCAUUCUCUUCAACCUGCUCAUUCCUCCGGAGUUGCCGCAAAUGCUACGGCCACCCCCUCCGACUCCGCUCCUGCUCCUUCGUCGGUCAAUGCUCCUGUUGGCCAGACUGGAGCUGCUGAAUCUAGUCCUGCUAGUCAAUCCAAAUCCUCCGGAUCAGACGGCCAUAAAGCAUUACCGAUUCCGUCGCGAGAAGUCGUGAUGAGUUCGCCGACAAACAGUGUCGUAGGUGGGACCAGUGGAGCGACCACCUCGACGACGACGACCGUAGCUAGCAGUGUGACGAUGAAUGCCCAAGACGACGGGCCGCUCAUUCAUAGCCCCGUCGACGACCAUCCGGCCCAGGACUUGGACGCCGAACUCGUCGCGCGUGACUUCUGACUUCCUUCUCCCGAUCGUCGACCCGCUAUCGUCCCCUAGUAAUCUCUCUUACCCUCUCAAAUUGGAAUCGAUAUCAUUUUUUUUUUUUUUUGGCGUUUCUUUGUUCACUUAAAUAGACUAAUUUUCUUUUCUUUUUUUUUUUUUUCUUUGGGUGUGUGUAUUUCUUUCAUCUCCUUUCAUAGCACUUUACUUGUUUUGUUUUGCUUUCUCCUGAUCCAUUUUGUUUUCAGUUCCUCUUAAAAAUAAAUUCUUCUCUCUCUCUCUCUCCAUCUCCAAUAUACACCCUGCACCCUAUAACACACGAUGAACAAAAAAAAAAGUGUACACAUUCCCAUGCC